ACAUUUUGGUCACAAGACAAAGAUCAGUACUCCCCUUUUUCUUUUUCUUCUUUCCUGUACCUUCUCCUCCUACCAUCCCAAGGAUGGCUAAGCUUCAAUCAGAUCAACUUAAACAGCUGAGGGACAUCUUCAUUCGCUUUGACAUGGACAGGGAUGGUAGCCUAACGCAGCUAGAGCUCGCGGCCCUGCUGCGUUCCCUCGGGCUAAAACCAACAGGGAAUCAAAUUCAUGAUCUACUGGCCAACAUGGAUGCCAACGGUAAUGGUACGAUUGAAUUUGAAGAGCUUGUUGAGGCCAUUUUGCCAGACAUGAACGAGCAGAUUUUGAUCAAUCAAGAACAACUAUUGGAGGUCUUUCGAUCGUUCGAUCGCGAUGGCAAUGGUUUCAUAACUGCAGCUGAAUUUGCUGGCCAAAUGGCCAAAAUGGGACAUCCCUUGACUUACAAAGAGCUAACUGAAAUGAUGCGUAAUGCUGAUACAAAUGGAGAUGGGGUCAUUAGCUUCAAUGAGUUUGCCAACAUUUUAGGCAAAUCUGCCUCUGAUUUUCUUGGUCUAACGGUCUCGUGAUCGAUGGAUUGGUGAUUGUGUGAUGACAACGAUGAAUACAACUUUGCCAACAGAAUGCUGAUAUUUGGAUCACUCAAUACGAUAGGUUCUGUACCAAAAGGGAGUUAUCUUUGAUCAUCCUCCUCAAAACAGGACCGAAGAAACUUCAUAUUCAGGCAAAUGAACAUGACUCGGACAAUCUCGAUGCUUCUGUCACCCUAAAAAUUGAUCCAUUUGAGUGGUCAAGGAAUCUGGUGCUAUUGUUUGGAAGACUAAAAACCACCAUUAUAGAAGGCCUAUUGCUACCUGCAAGGGCUCUUAGGACGCUCCUCAGUACCAUUGUUGUAACUAUGUCCACAAAAAUGGAUUAAUCCUUUGAAGCAAAUUGAG
Messenger RNA from Coffea eugenioides, 935 nucleotides. Its product is annotated as probable calcium-binding protein CML16. The record is from RefSeq and is a predicted model, not a curated record. Lineage: Eukaryota; Viridiplantae; Streptophyta; Magnoliopsida; Gentianales; Rubiaceae. Gene Ontology annotation, molecular function: enzyme regulator activity; calcium ion binding. Bases 84 to 566 code for a protein of 160 amino acids. The transcript is spliced from 2 exons.